Prorocentrum cordatum is the source of this 667-nucleotide messenger RNA. Lineage: Eukaryota; Dinophyceae; Prorocentrales; Prorocentraceae. The record is from the annotation of a GenBank genome assembly.
GUCGCAUGGCAGCGGCGGCUACAUGGUGUGCGGCGCCUGCGGGUACUGGGACUGGAACGAUCGCUUCUGGAAGCGGAAGGGCUACCGCAAGUGCGGCAGCUGUGUCGGCCUGCCUGGCCGCUGCUUGCAGCAGUCGUCCGCGUCGCCAUGGUGGUCGUCGCAGGAGCAGGUGGCUUCGAGCAUCCAGAAGUUGGUCGGUAAUGACAAGGCGCUGGGCCAGGCCCCGUCGCUGGCGGCAGCAGAGCGGCUCAAAGCGGCCUCUUUCAAGCAGGAGCAGGUUGGCAAGAAAGUCGAGCGCUGCUGCUGGGAAUCGGCGACGGCGAAGUACAGGACCCAGGAGGUGCAGGGGCGCCUCGAAGCCUUCGCGGAGGAGCAUCUCCAGGCCACGAUGGAGCACGAGGCGGCGGUCGCGCCUGUGGCGGGCAAGGACGGCUCGUCCACGCACGUACUGCCCGAGCGCCUCGCCUUCAACCUGGGUCCGUCUCUCUUCGCUGACAUGGGCGAUGUCGACGAGGACUACAUGGCUGCCGUGGAGGCGCUCCAGUCCGCCAGGCGCAUGUGGCUGGAGGAGCGGGGGACGGUCUACAUCGCGCUCGCGGAGCGGGCCGAGCUGCGCGAGAGGGCGCGGCUGGAGGAGGGGGCCAAGUUGAUCCAGGCCCAGAAGGAG